Messenger RNA from Colletotrichum paranaense, 381 nucleotides. RefSeq lists its product as uncharacterized. Bases 1 to 381 code for a protein of 126 amino acids. The transcript is spliced from 2 exons. The record is from RefSeq and is a predicted model, not a curated record. NCBI's taxonomy places the organism in Eukaryota, Fungi, Ascomycota, Sordariomycetes, Glomerellales, Glomerellaceae.
AUGUCGUCGGAGAGCAAGUCGACUUUCGGUGUGGAUGGGUGGAGACCCUCGAGGUGCUGUCAGCUGCUGUGGCGCAGACCAAUGGAGGCUUCCGGAAUCGAAUCCACUUUUCCCGAUUUAGAUGGAGUCGGCGAAUCACCUCUGCCCCGCUCAGCGACCGGCACCGCCAGCUCCACUCCCCGGCAUCGACCUUGGGGAUUACGAGCCACUUUUCCUCCGACGCACCAUCCUCAACCCUCCCUCUCUCUCCCCCCUCCUUCGCCAUCUCAGCUGGGAGCCUAUCACCCCGUCUCUCUCUCUCAGUCUGCCUCUAUGUAUGCUCUGGGAGGCGGGGAAGCUUUCGAUGUUUCCCUCUUUUUCGACAGCUUUCAGUACGGAUGA